AUGUCGCAAGACAUCGAGCUCCAGCUGUCGCAAGGCUCUCUUGCCCCUCCUGUGGAAAUAUCGCGCCCUGUGACUCCAGUUCAACGAGCAACCCUCUCUGCCUCACCCGAUUUGAGUGUUGGAGCCAGAAGUCGUCGUUCGCUGCGCUCCGACCACAGCGGGUUCAAUUCGCCUCCGUCAUUGCCCUCGUCAGAUAUGACUCCUCCUCCUUCAACGCAGAUCCCUGGAGCUCCGCUCCGAAGGUCAAGGUCUCGUUCGAGCUCAUACCUCGCACCUUCGCCGGAUAUCGAAGAAACCCUGUGCGCAGCCUAUGGCGCGUCUGAAAAUCUCCCCACUCCCGACGACAUUGAUAGUGCUAGUGAGUCCAAGCUGCGCACCAUUGCGAAGGAGCUCCUUGGAAUAGCCCGGGAAUCUCGCGUGUCCGCCCUCCACUUCAAGUUGCAAUAUGGCCUUUUGGAGUUUCGAAGUAAUGUGGCUAUUCAACGCGCCGAGGUCGAGCAUAAGCUUGCCAGGAGAGAGGCGGAGAUCCUUCAAAGUACCGAGUACCGCAACCGUCAUAUCAUCCCGGAGACAGAACCCACGCCACAGGUUUCCAAUGUCGAACUUGAACUGGCCGUCAAACGUAAUCAGGAGCUUGAGAAGGUCAAUGCUACCCUUGACAGAAGGCUCCGACGAGCGAAAAAACUUAUCGAACAGGAGAAGGACAAGUCGGACCUGCUCAAGGAAGAAAAUCAGGCGUUGAAAAAGCGUAUCCGAGAGAACCGGGAACACUUUUCUCGAAUGAUCGAACACUGCCCAAUGUCUCCUAGUCCCCAGGCCGGCGCGCAAACCCCUCAACGAAGGUCUUUGCCACAAUUUGUGGAACAUGGUGACCACGUCCACAGGAGUGAUAGCAGCAAUCCGUUUGCGGCCCUUCUUGCAGCAGAUCGCGUUCUGAACAGGGAGUCAUCUAGUGUGACAUCAACGCCCAUCCGGCAUCGUGGCCCCAGGAAUAAUUCCAAUGGACACGUGCGGGGUAGCCAUUCUCUAUCCUCACUUCCCAUGACACCGUCUCAGACGCAAAAGUUCCACCAUCAAAGCCAUUACGCAACACCCGGAAGAGAAUCAAGCGAUGAGAAUCGUGACCGGGACAGCACAAUCUCAGCUUCUGAUAUUGAAGAAGCCGAGACGGAAGAAGACAUUCCUGCUUCUCAAGCCGGGUCGCUUGCAACACGCAUGCUUCGUCGCAAUCCGUCGGGUAUCCAGCAAGAUGUAAGAUCUGCAGCUGGUGCUGUGCCAAAAACCAGCACCCUGCUUCAGACAAAGCUUUUUGGACAAGUGAGAAAGCCUGGUGUUGAACGGCCACCUCCGAGCAGUCUCAAACGCAAAGCAAGUUUUGACGGUGCGAGCUUGAAGAAAACAAAGGCGGGAGAGCAUGUGGGUCUCGGGAUUCAUUAG
Messenger RNA from Aspergillus calidoustus, 1437 nucleotides. Lineage: Eukaryota; Fungi; Ascomycota; Eurotiomycetes; Eurotiales; Aspergillaceae. The record is from the annotation of a GenBank genome assembly.